AUGGCGUCUAAUUCUUUGCCCGCUGCCCAGAGCCUCGGCCCUGGGUCAGCCAGUGCGGGCACCACCCCGACGAGUAACACCAAAGAGACCACUACAUCGGCCGGGAGCGAGGUUGAGAUGAAGAGCAUGCGCUCGAACACGCCGCCCAAGGGCUCCAUCCCACUGGGUGAAGAUAUCAUGCAAUUGGCUCGGAUUGGUGAGAUCGGCGCAAUGCAAAAUUUGUUCGUCACGAAGAAGUUGACGGCGAAUCAUCGGGACGAGGAGGGGAUUACACCGUUACAUUGGGCAGCUAUCAACAACCAGUACGCAAUGUGCAAGUUCCUGCUCGAUUCCGGUGCCGACGUCAACGCAAAGGGUGGAGAGUCGGUCGCCACGCCCGCCAUGUGGGCGGCGCAACGAUGCCACUAUUAUAUCGUGAAUCUCCUUCUCUCCUACGGCGCGGAUCCGCUCCUGACCGACGUCCAAGGAUACAACAUUCUGCACCUGGCGACCAUCGACGGUAACGCCUUUCUCGUUCUCCUUUUGCUGCAUCAGGAAAUCCCCGUGGAUGUCGUCGAUCAACAAGGUCAUACCGGGUUAAUGUGGGCCGCAUACAAGGGCUACCCCGUCCUGGUGGAUCUGUUCCUGCGAUGGGGCGCCAACGCCAAUGCUGUAGAUGAGGGCGGCUUGACACCGCUGCAUUGGGCACUCGUCAAGGGAUCACUGCCUAGCGUGUUGAAGUUGCUCGAGUACGGCACGGAUCGUUUCGCCGAGACCCGUGACGGCAAGUCGCCGAGCACCGUCGCGCAGGAAAUGAAUACCUCGCGGGUCUGGCAGCGCGCGCUCGCCGAACGUGGCUACGAGCCGGACGGUUCUCAGAAGGCGCGGUCGACGGGUCUGUCGGGCUAUUUGCUGAAUAAGAGCGCCAUGGGCAAAUUCUUUUUUUUGUGGCCGUUCUUGACUCUGAUUGUGGCGAUGUGGAUGUUGAGCCAUCUCCCUAUCUACCUUGGUGUUCCCGCGGCGGCAGUGACUUUGUUCGGAAUGCAAUACCUUGCGCAGCAGGUGGCUAAUCGUGGUCCUUCGGAAUACCGAAUCUUGCAAAAAACGCCCUAUCUGGCCGGUGUCUUUGCAGCCACAUUAUUCUGGACUGGAUUCCGCUACGUGUUCAAGGUGUUGCCUGCUACCUAUACAUCUGCCCCGAUCCUUAACAUUUUGUUUGCGGUCUUUUUCAGCUUCACCACCUACUUUUACACUCUGGCCAUGAUCGAGGAUCCGGGUUAUGUUCCCAAGGUCAGCAGCCGCAACCAGCAAAGGGAAUUGGUCAAGGAGCUGUUUGAGCAGUGGAAGUUUGAUGAAGAGAACUUCUGUAUGCCCUGCAUGUCACGAAAACCUCUUCGCAGCAAGCAUUGUCGCCGUUGUGGGCGCUGCGUUGCCAAGCAUGAUCACCACUGCCCUUGGAUUGACAACUGCGUUGGUGCGAAUAAUCUGCGCCACUUUGUGCUGUACAUUGUAUCUCUCGAGAUCGGCAUUAUUCUCUUUGUGCAACUGAGCAUUGCGUACGUUCAAGGUCUCCCGUCGAUUCCUGGGGCAAAAUGUAAUGUCAUCAAUGACACGCUGUGCGAUAUUGUCUCCCGUGACACCUUUACUCUUGUCCUCGAUGCUUGGGUCAUUCUCCAGCUGGUCUGGGUGACCAUGCUCUGCGCCGUACAGCUCGUCCAGGUCUCCCGCAACCAGACCACCUACGAGAAUAUGCGUGGUCACCACAUGGACCGAUCAUACCCCAGUUCUCAGGCCUUUGCCUCCGCCAUGGUCGCCGGCACCCCCUCAAUGGAAGGGGCCGGUCUCACUGCCCACGGUGCCGGACCCAAUCCGGCGAUCCCUCGCCCGGGUCAACCCCGACGUAAAAAUGGGUUCUGCGCCCAGUGGUCAUCUCUCUUGGGCAUCGACACAUUCUUCGCCACCGCGCGUGGUGGUCUGCGGGGUGGACCGCAAGUAGCUCGGCCACGAAAUCCCUUUUCCCGCGGAGUGGCCACCAACUGCCGCGACUUUUGGUGUGAUCCCGCCCCCAUGUUUGGCAAGAACAACACUGGGUCGGGCAUGUUGGGCGGCGAAGUUGUCAACUACCACAAUAUGUAUCAAACUCCGACGCGGAUGCAUCUUGGUACUCGAUCCGGGAAUGGUGGCGCCUACCGCAGCGUGGCGGGCGAGGAUCCUGAACAGAUGGUCUGA
Penicillium oxalicum is the source of this 2208-nucleotide messenger RNA. Its product is annotated as ankyrin repeat domain-containing DHHC palmitoyltransferase family protein. Gene Ontology annotation, cellular component: Golgi membrane. The record is from RefSeq and is a predicted model, not a curated record. The coding region runs from base 1 to 2208 and encodes 735 amino acids. NCBI's taxonomy places the organism in Eukaryota, Fungi, Ascomycota, Eurotiomycetes, Eurotiales, Aspergillaceae. Gene Ontology annotation, molecular function: palmitoyltransferase activity; protein binding. Gene Ontology annotation, biological process: protein palmitoylation. The transcript is spliced from 6 exons.